UCCGUUACUUAUAGAUAUUGUUACGCUGAAGUUAAAAAAUAUGGGCGAGUUUUCGUACCUUAUUCGGCUAGAAACGAUUUCAACAAGCUCAACAAACCAUGGUUGGGAUAUGGUGCUGAAAUGGAUAAGACUAUCCAGUUGAAGAUUUUUCGCCAACCCGACAUCAAGAAUUGCCGAUAUGUUGCCUGGAGUAUAAAUAUGAAUCUUGUAGAUGAGAAGAAAGGUUUUGAAAAAGUUCCCGAUAGAGCCAAUGGUCAGAUCGGUGUUAUUGUUGUUAUUCCAUCGGAUGGCGAUUUAACCGUAUAUUCUUCGCAAUCUGGGAAAGCAACAUUACCUGCGUAUUUGCGAGAAUCGUGGAUGAGUAUUGGAACGUGUAUUCGCUAUGACGUUGUUAAACAAGUUGAUACGGAGUCAAAAGCUAUCUGGAUAGUGCGGAACGUUGAAAAUCUUGGACUGUUAUAUGAAAUUAUUGUUGAUAAUAAGGAUCCGUGCAAAUUAUUGUUGCGUUUGAAUGCUGUUGUUAAUCGAGUCUCAUCUAGUACGCAUAAUGCAUGGCUAUGGAACGAUAUUAUUGGUAGGUAA
This is a messenger RNA of Cooperia oncophora, 582 nucleotides long. Lineage: Eukaryota; Metazoa; Nematoda; Chromadorea; Rhabditida; Trichostrongylidae. The record is from the annotation of a GenBank genome assembly.